Molecule: messenger RNA, 357 nt
Organism: Rhizophagus irregularis DAOM 181602=DAOM 197198
Lineage: Eukaryota; Fungi; Glomeromycota; Glomeromycetes; Glomerales; Glomeraceae
Source: RefSeq, a predicted model, not a curated record
AUGAAUCAACAAGAAGAAAUUUCCUUGAUCAAAAAACAAAAUGAACUCAUCUUGGAAAGAUUAAAUUCUUUAGAUGAUGGUACUUUUGCUGCGUUGUCCACAAAUAUUCGCAGACCUUCUACGUCGUCCACAACCUUCCCCGUUGACGUGUCAUCUUUAUCAACUCAUGAAAAUAUUCGCAAACUUCUACGUCAUCUACAACCUUUCCCGUUGACGUGUCAUCUUUAUCAGCUUGUGGAAAUUCUCACAAACCCUCUACGUCGUUCACAACCUCUCCUGUUGAUGUGUCAUCUUUAUCAGCUUGUGGAAAUAUUCGCAGACCCUCUACGUCGUCCACAACCUUCCCCGUUGACGUAA